ACAACUCAAAUACAACUGAACAAGACGUAUGACAGGGACUCUAUAGAGCAGACUCUGACUCCUGCAGGGGAUUUGGAAAACAUCAGGUUUGUGACAGCAGUAAUCCGAAUCAAGAUUUUCAUCAACUGGGUUGCACAGGAAAUUCAGCAAUGGCUGCAUCCCGGGGAACUCGUAUUGGUCCUUCACGUGAACAUCAUCACUCAUUAUACUUCCGAGUCCUUCUGCGUUCUUCAACUGAUCAAAGAACAUCCUCCAACUGGACCAAACAAUCACCGUGUCCCGGAACACAUCGGAUCCGUGACAGCAGUAAUCCGAGUCAAUUGUUUCAUUAACUGGGUUGCACAGGAAAUUCAGCAAUGGCUGCAUUCCGGGGAGCUCGUAGUCGUCCUUCACGUGCAGGUCAUCUUUCAUGAUACUUCCGAGUCCUGCUGCGUUCUUCAUCUGAUCGAAGAACAUCCUCCAACUGGACCAAACGAUCACCGUGUCCCGGGGUUGCUUGACAUGUGGAAAAACAAAGACAUCUUCAGCAUGCAGAAUGGGAUGCUUUCAGUCCGAGUAGGACAUGGUGAUGAAACGGUGACCUUACGUAUUGGAAAGAGGGACCAGUUACUCAAGGGUUAUGCUGCUCGACAGGGGCUCCCAGUCGUUCCGAUUCCACCUGGAAUUUCAACUCAUCAGGUUUCUACUUCGCAAACUCCAGCUCGACCAAGUGCUUCUUCGACGGGAUCUACGUCAGUGAUGCAAAACCAAGCAUCAAAGCCUUUGACAUCAUCCCAAAUGAAGUCAACUGGCUCUUCAUCCAAACCGUCCUCAGUUCCAUUGCUUCAGACACCAGGAGAGAGAUCAGGAUCUUUACCACCAAAUUUGGCUGAGACGACUUCGUCAAUUUUCACUGUCACUACGGAAGCGGAGUCUAUAUUGGACCCUGGUAUUACUGAUGCUUAUAUCAGGAUCGGAAAGGGACGGGAUACGUUUGUGUCCCAUAUUGAUCCCAACCGGAUUUCCCAGAAACCUGUUUUUGACUUUUCCCAUAUGACAUCGGAUCUUCCCUUUGAGGUUUUCCAGUAUUCUGUCAGUGGGAUUUCGUUUGCUCACAGAACAAGCUACACACCGGCGGAGUGGAAGAAGAAGGUUUACGAGGAUCUGCAUCUAAGCGAGGAUUUUGAAUUUGCUCAAGUUUACGUUCAAAUGGGCACCAACGAUUUUAAGAAUCUGGCUACGAGGACUUGGGAUCUGCAAGAUACUACAUUUGACAAGCUGAUGGAAGAGUUUAAUACUUUUAUGAGUAAUGUCGCUCUGGAAUUCGGAGUUACAGCUUUUGCUCUUGGGGCUUCUCCACCUCCGAUCUGCCAGUAUUCUUCGUUCGUCCACUCCGGCUUGGUCAAGGAUUACCAGGGUUUGCCUAUUUUCCCCUUACGAUUCUCGGAUGGAUCUCGCCAAAUAGCUGAUUCUAUAAGAACAAACGCCGCACAUGCCCUUCAAGAUGCCGUCCAUAAUUACUUGGUAUCUAUCGUGGGGAUACGGCAAGGAAAUUUAAAGAUUGAAGGCCCUGCCUGGAUUCCGCUUCCCACUCCAAUAUUGCAUUUAUUUCCCUUUGCCAAGACUUGCGACAUCCGAGGCGCUUUUGGACAUCUUUUCAUGCGAGCCUACUUGGUCUUAACCAGAGAUCAUGUGCUAGCAAUUCAAUUUGGUUUGGCCAUAGAGUUUGGUGUCCAAAAAUGGAAAGAUAUAAGUUCUUGUUAUGGAACCCCCCCUGCUUGGCUUCCGGAUGGGACUGCUACGUGUGGAAAAUCUCCUCGUCGAGUUCAUAAUCAUUGCGGGGCUAAUGGUGAAGCCUACUGUUUCGGAAAGCCCCAUGGAACCUUGAAACGAAUUGGAGAACAGCUAAUACCUCCCAAUCCAUUUGAUGUAUUUCCAAAGGUUUUCUGUCAAGGCAUUAUUGAUGAGUGUUUCUCGCUGGAGUUCAUCCAUGGAAGCUACGAAAUUGAUCUGACUGGAGAAAAUUCGGCCGACUUCAAAUUGCGAGAUCGUCAUAUUGGAAAGAUUGUUGUUGGUUCUUUA
Notodromas monacha is the source of this 2061-nucleotide messenger RNA. NCBI's taxonomy places the organism in Eukaryota, Metazoa, Arthropoda, Ostracoda, Podocopida, Cyprididae. The record is from the annotation of a GenBank genome assembly.